This is a messenger RNA of Perkinsus marinus ATCC 50983, 175 nucleotides long. RefSeq lists its product as hypothetical. The annotation marks the transcript as partial. The record is from RefSeq and is a predicted model, not a curated record. The transcript is spliced from 2 exons. NCBI's taxonomy places the organism in Eukaryota, Perkinsozoa, Perkinsida, Perkinsidae.
AUACCUCAUACAACCAGCAGAGAAGCAGCCUGAAGGGUCUCGAUGGUCGGCAAAAAAAUUGUGGAUGGUUAUCAGAGAUCUCGGCCCAUACAGCAUGAGUGAAGGUGAUGUUGUGAAACUCGGCCGUUUCAAACUGCGAGUUCGUCAACUAUGCUGUGAUGAAUCAGAAGAGCCA